Cuscuta europaea is the source of this 1024-nucleotide messenger RNA. The record is from the annotation of a GenBank genome assembly. NCBI's taxonomy places the organism in Eukaryota, Viridiplantae, Streptophyta, Magnoliopsida, Solanales, Convolvulaceae.
GCAGCGCAGCUGAUCGUUAAGCUUCGUUUGGAUCGAUUGAAAUUGAAAUUGAAAUUUCAUUUUCCUACUCGAUAGAUAUUUGUCGAUGGAGAGGGGAAAUGAUUGCUUCAUGGGCGAGCAGUCGUUGACCGCCAAGAACCGGGAGGCGUUUGACUUCAUACGCAAGAGGGGAGGGAACAUUCACCAAGCGGAAGCGGAAGCUGUUUCCGGUGAGUUUGAGGAGAAGGUUCGUGUCACUGGACCGCCCCAUGCGGCGGCGGAGCAUGGCGUGGAAGUGAAGAAGCUCAACCGCUCCACUAGCUCUUCUAGCAGCUCCAGUGAUGAAGAAACAGACGAAAAUGGAGAGAAGAAGAAGGAGAAGAAAGGGUUGAAGGACAAACUCAAGAAGAAGUUGUUGGGUGAGCCAAAAGAAGAGAAAAAAGAUGAAGUAGUAGUUGAAACCUCCAUUCCCGUGGAGAUUAUUGUGGAUGAUGAGGUGGAGGAUGAGAAGAAGCAUGGCUUCUUUGGCAAUAUAAAGAAUAAGCUCACCGGCGGCGGCCAUAAGGCCGAGGAAGUCCCGGAAGCGGCGGCGCACCACCAAGAUGCGGCGGUCAACAAACCAGGCUUCUUCGAUAAGAUUAAGGAAAAGAUCCAUGGACACCAUCCAAAGAUGGAAGAGGAAAAGGAGAAGGAAAAAUAGGCAUCUCAUAAUGUUAAUUGUCAUCAAUCAUGAUUGUGUUGUUUGUUUGAUGAUCACCCACAUUUAUAUUUCUUACUUUUAAUUUUGCUUGGUUUGUGCUAUGCUUUUUGUUUUCCUUCCUCUUCUUUCAUGUGUAUGUGUUUAUUAUUAUUACUCUAUGCUAGAGUAUAUAUGAAAUUUAUGUUUGUAUAUUGUGUUGGCCUUGAACUCUUAUAUACCAAGUACAUGCUUUUUACAUAAAUAAAAAUGUAAGGAGGUUGUUUAUUUGAUUAUCUCAUGACAAAGAAAACGAAGGAUGUUACAUUUUCAAAGUGUUUGCUAAUACAAAUGUUCCUCUUUUUUGUA